Messenger RNA from Epithele typhae, 2112 nucleotides. RefSeq lists its product as uncharacterized. The transcript has 13 exons. The record is from RefSeq and is a predicted model, not a curated record. NCBI's taxonomy places the organism in Eukaryota, Fungi, Basidiomycota, Agaricomycetes, Polyporales, Epitheliaceae. Bases 1 to 2112 code for a protein of 703 amino acids.
AUGUAUCGUCCACCACCCCUUUACAGCAUGGGACCAAGUGCUACGCCCUCUCCGUCCGACCCGCCGUCUUCCCGCCCGCUCGCCGGUAUCCCCUCCUUCCACGAGCGCGACCUCCAGCCGCACCUUACCACUGUUCGCGCUCAAUCUUUGAGGUCUUACGAGGAACUGGAGCCCGCGAGCCCGCGGAGCGACGGUGAAGGUGAUCGCGGCGCGGGUGGCCAGGAUGGUUGGUGGCCAGAUCACCAGCGUUCGAGCUCGGGGAUGCACGAACGUAUGGCCAUGGGCGGAGACUAUGACAACACGAUGUCUGACCACAUUGCUGCGCCUGUGCCGCAGCCGAAAAUUGGGUUUUCGUCUCCCACCUCGGCGCAUCUUCUUAAACCCCUGCCAUCAUCAGGACCAAUCUCAUUUGAACCCGAUCUCCUUCAGCCGGAGGGAUUCGUGGAUGCUGCACCACUGUUCGUCGCAGGAUUUCUAUCCGUGGACCCGAGCACGGAUGGACUCGAUAACAUCAUAAAUGGUGCCAUCCCUUCUUCAGCUCUCGGCGAAUAUACCUCGUUGACGGAGCAGAUCGCCCGCGAGAACCCCCAUCUCCGCGAACAGCUUUCCAUCGACCUUCAGAACAGCUCCCCCAACUCGCUCGAGGUCGGUGUAGUAGGAAAUCUGCAGGAAGACAUCGAUGCGUUUUGUGUGUCUGACGCCGACUGGGACAAGCACCCGCUCGUGAGCGAGGGCGUUCCCAGAGGUCCGAGCAUCGCUGCUGAGAACUUCUACGGGGAAGACACUCACGUCUCGGACUGCAACAUCGACAUUUCCAUGUCGUCCAGCGACGCCGAAGACGACGAAGACAUGGAGCCCUGCGGCCCAAUACUCCCUUCGGAGCUGACGAACUCCCCAGCUUCUUUGUCCACCUGCGCUCCCGCAUCGGUGCCAACGUCAAUCACCGCAAGGUCCUGGUACGCCAGUCUCUACUUAGACGCGGAGCCGCUCCCAACCACCACCCGAUACCUCGCACCCGACAAAAUGCCCAUCCCCGAGAAGAGUCGAAAACACAAGCGAGUGAAUCCUUUGCGAAAGCGAGUUCCCCGCCUCGAGGAAGACUCGUCCGCCGUUUUCGUCGUUGGGUUCGGCGGGCUACAUGUUGACGGAGUCUCUUGGAAGUCCGACUCGAAGACUGGAGACGACCUCGUCUUCUACAAUGUCCAAGGCAUCGUCCGCUCCUGCCGGCACCGAAGUACAGCUACCACUGUCAACGUGCUACCCUCUCCCAAACAAACCGAACCCACUGAGUCAACCAAAGGCCCUCCCUUCGGCGUCCCCCUCACCCGCACUGUCAGUGGUGGCCUCCGCUACAUAGCUCUCGAUUACUCUGACGAAGGAUACUUUUCUGAUUCCGACGUCACUGUCGAAGAGGUUACAGAGGAUGAAGACGAAGAGACGGAACGAGCGAUGGCACUCGCUAUGCACUAUUCCAUGAACUCGCGUAUUCCUGCUGAGCUACAAGGUGCUUCUCACGACGACGAGGGCGAAGAGGACGCUAUCAACCAAUACAACUAUGCGAUGGCCACCCUCGCGGCCACCACCGCGUAUCGCGACGAUCAUAAGCCGAACUCAUGUGCUCCGCCCAUUGACGCUCCUGCAUCCGCCGAGAUCGAGAUGGUCCGCGCCUACGGCAUUGACUUCAACGCUGGUGCUCUAUACCUGUCUUGCUUUUACCAGGGCACUUUACCUCUUCGGCGGCGCAUCAUUCCUACGACGUUGUACGAGACUGUGAUCCAGGGUGAACCCGAGUUCCGUAGCCGUACUGGCCUCGACAAGUCGGGCGUUUUCGUGCCGCGUGUUCCUCCAAAGGGUCUCGACACCAGGUCGGCACUGAGGAAGGCGCGCAAGAGCAUUCAGGGGAAACUCGCCCAACAAAUCGAGCCCAAGAAGCUCCGGCACGCGCCACGUCCCGUCAGCCAGGACUCCGAGCCGCGCCUCCACGUUCGCUCGCGCGAGCCGCCUUCGCCCGUUCCAACUCGUAUAAUUGCUCGCAAUCGGAGGUGGUACCGUCACCGCUCCAGUCUCCCUCUGGACAUCACUCAUCUCGUUCUAGCCUCUUCGGAGGACUAA